AUUGCUGGCAACACUGUGUCAUUUUGUUGUGAACAAUUUUUGUUAAUUUUAUAAUUUGAUUUGCCCAGGCGUGAGGAGAGUGCGUCUUAGCGUCGAUCGGAAGUAAAAACAGAGUCGGAUGCGGAUGCCGUUGCUGAAGUGCAGCAUGCGCCAGUCCAAAUAACGCGAAGAACGCAGCAGCAGCAGGGACAGAAACGUUGCAGCCUAGACCGAGCGUACUUGGAGUUACAUAGAAAUGACCAUGGGCGAGCCAACCUCGUCUCUCGUUCUGCCCGUUAUACUGCGGCCUAUUUUCUCACAGCUCGAGCGACGCGACGUUGGCGCUGCCCAGUCACUGCGCUCGGCCAUUCUCAAGUCGGAGCAAAAUAACCCGGGCUUCUGCUACGAUCUAGUGGCCACUAUCGUCCGAAAGGCGGAACUACACGUAAACCUAAACGAGGCCGUUCUCCGAUUACAGGGCAACAUUACAGAAGCCGACCUCAAUGAAUACCGUUUGACGCGCACCGAGGAGCCGUUCCAGGAGCUAAACCGCAAGUCUGUGGCUCUCAAGGUGAUCCUCAGCCGAAUUCCCGACGAAAUAAACGACAGGAAGACCUUCCUGGAGACUAUUAAAGAAAUCGCCAGCGCCAUAAAGAAACUGCUCGAUGUGGUCAACGAGAUCGGAUCGUUUAUACCGGGCGUCACGGGCAAGCAGGCUGUGGAGCAGCGCAAAAAGGAGUUUGUCAAAUAUUCCAAGAAGUUCAGCACAACGCUGAAGGAGUACUUCAAAGAAGGACAACCGAAUGCAGUAUUCAUAAGUGCACUUUUUCUAAUACGGCAAACGAAUCAAAUAAUGCUGACAGUUAAGAGUAAAUGCGAGUAGAGAAUUAAAUCCUUUAAUUAUGGAAAAUUUUAGUGGCAUUUUAAUUUUAUUUUUAAAUAACCAUUUAACCACAACACACAAUUCAAAUAAACAAAGACCCAAGAACACACUUAAAUACCCAAAUCGCCUGACACAACAAGCCAAGUUAAAAUGUUUGAAAGUAAAUGCAAAUCUGUUGUAAUUAAAAAUAAA
Molecule: messenger RNA, 1054 nt
Organism: Drosophila ananassae
Lineage: Eukaryota; Metazoa; Arthropoda; Insecta; Diptera; Drosophilidae
Gene: Ccm3
Product: programmed cell death protein 10
Exons: 5
Coding region: 236-862 (208 amino acids)
Biological process (GO): regulation of Golgi organization; positive regulation of MAP kinase activity
Cellular component (GO): FAR/SIP/STRIPAK complex; Golgi apparatus
Molecular function (GO): protein kinase binding
Source: RefSeq, a predicted model, not a curated record